Molecule: messenger RNA, 756 nt
Organism: Ordospora colligata OC4
Lineage: Eukaryota; Fungi; Microsporidia; Ordosporidae
Exons: 1
Coding region: 1-756 (251 amino acids)
Source: RefSeq, a predicted model, not a curated record
AUGGGUUUGCUGUCUACUGAAGGAGAUGAAGUUGUUUUAUAUAUAAAAGAUGCGCUUAUGCGCAUAGAUGUGGCAACAAAAACGGUGAGACAGAUUGAGAUUCCAUUCUCUGUAUCUUUUUUGUGUGGAAAGUAUCUGACUGAUAGAGAGAAGAAUUUUUAUGCUCUAGAUAAUAUGGAAUUGAGAAAGAUUGCGAAGUUGAAGCGAAAUAUAUUCUGUCUGCAGGAGAAAGAUGAAGCGGUUUAUGUAGCAGAUAGGUUUGGAGAUGUGUAUAGGAUUGAAAAUGGCACGUGCAGUUAUUUCCUUGGAAUAAUUUCUUAUAUGACUGGAAUGACAAUACACAACCAGAACAUUCUACUGAGUGACAAAUACGGUAGGAUACGUGUUAGUGAACUUGAUGGAAAAAUAAUGAAGUAUGUAUUUUUACAUGAGCCGAUAGAAUCGUUGAUAUGUAUCGAUCAUAGUGUGAUAUCAGUUAGUAAAUGCCGUGUUGUGCUGCUUAAUGAAACUUAUGCUGUGAAGGACGAGUUUGUAUUUUCAAAAGAGCAGAGCAUUGUAAAGUGUUUAUGCAAGGGAAAUGAUGAGCUUGUAGUUAUUACAAAUGAUUCAUAUCAUGUGUUUAGAAUAAGUAAUAGAAUUGAUCAUAUUUUUAGUGCAGAUGAAACAAUUGUUGAUGCAACCUGUGUUGGGUCUGUACUUUACAAGAUUCAAAAUCUCAAAGUGAUUGAUACAGAUGGAAAUGUGGUUUAUGAAUGA